Juglans microcarpa x Juglans regia is the source of this 2691-nucleotide messenger RNA. RefSeq names its product type IV inositol polyphosphate 5-phosphatase 7-like. The record is from RefSeq and is a predicted model, not a curated record. The coding region runs from base 632 to 2389 and encodes 585 amino acids. Gene Ontology annotation, biological process: phosphatidylinositol dephosphorylation. NCBI's taxonomy places the organism in Eukaryota, Viridiplantae, Streptophyta, Magnoliopsida, Fagales, Juglandaceae. The transcript is spliced from 13 exons. Gene Ontology annotation, molecular function: phosphatidylinositol-4,5-bisphosphate 5-phosphatase activity; phosphatidylinositol-3,4,5-trisphosphate 5-phosphatase activity; inositol-polyphosphate 5-phosphatase activity.
CAUAAAAGUCCUUAAGACUGAACUCUCUCUCUCUCUCUCUCUCUCUCUCCUGCACUUUAUUCUGUUCAAAUGCGAUACUUUGCUGUUGUUACUCAGACCGAGACCCUUUCAAGGAGAGAGAGAAAGAGGACCUCAGGCUAUACUUAGUUCUAUCCCUUCUCUCUCUCUCUCUCUCUCUCUCUGCCGCAUUGUCUUGUUAUGCUUCAGAAUCUCAUCUCACUCCCACGCGUUAAAGCGUUGUCUCUCGUUCUCUCUCUUUCCAGUCGAGGUGAUUUGGUAUUGCCCCUGUUUUUGGCAUUUUGCUUCUUUGCGCCAUAAAACUUUCAUAUGGUGCAUUUAAUAGAGCCAUAAGAAGGAAACCAUAAAACCCUUUUGUUGCUUGGUCUUUUUGCUUGAGCUCUUGAGCUUUUUUUGGUAGUUCUGGGAACCGCACAGUCUACUGAGGUUCAACUGUGCUUGUUCUCCUUUCAAAGCUCAAUAUAGAGAAAAACCGGGAACUGGGGAAGGAGAAUCUCCGGUACCAAGGUCCCAUUCCUUGUAUUCCUGACAUCUUUGGUCGAUUCUAAGUAAAACCCGGAUAUCCAGAAUAGCAGAGAAUACUAGGAGAGCUGUAUGAAGUGGUAGUGAAACAAUGAGAGAUGGUAAUUCCAAGAAAAGCAAGCUCUCAUGGUCAAAGAAAAUGGUCAGGAAGUGGUUCAAUAUCAAGAGCAAAACUGAGGAUUUUCAGGCAGAUGAUGUUAAUUGCGGUGGAGGUGAUACGGAAUAUAGGACCAGCUUCUCAGAGAGGGAGCCAUGCACGAUCAAAAAAAGCAAAACAGAAAAGUUUUGCCGGAACACAGAGCAGGUUCGGCGAAGAAGAAUGAAUCUCGACCAUCCUCGAAUAAUAGACGUGCAGAACUAUAGCAUAUUCGUGGCUACAUGGAAUGUGGCUGGAAGAUCCCCAACAAGUAAUUUGAAUCUAGAUGCCUGGCUGCAUGCCUCACACCCUGCUGACAUUUAUGUUCUUGGAUUUCAAGAAAUUGUUCCAUUGAAUGCCGGCAAUGUUCUGGGUGCAGAAGACAACGGCCCUGCCAAAAAGUGGUUGGCUCUCAUUCGAAAGAGUCUCAACAAUCUUCCCGGGACCAGUGGAGGGGGUGGAUGCCAUACACCGUCUCCCAUUCCGGAGCCAAUUGUAGAAAUAAAUGCCGAUUUUGAGGGAUCUGCAAGGCAGAAGAACUCAUCUUUCUUCCAUCGUCGAUCAUUCCAGACAACCCACAGCUGGAGAGUUGACAAUGAACCUUCGAUUCCACAUCCAAGACUUGAUCGUCGAUUCAGUGUUUGUGAUAGAGUAAUCUUUGGCCAUCGGCCAAGUGACUAUGAUCCCAGUUUCAGAUGGGGUCAUAGGCCGAGUGAUUAUUCCAGGCCGAGUGACUAUUCCAGGGCCAGUGACUAUUCCAGGCCUAGCGACUAUUCUAGAUGGGGUUCCUCAGAUGAUGAUAAUGUGCCAGGGGAUUCACCAAGUACUGUAUUAUAUUCACCAAUAGCCCAUGGCGGAUUGGCAUCUAAUGAAGAUGGAUAUCGAAUGCCAGGGCAUUCAAGAUACUGCUUAGUUGCAAGUAAACAGAUGGUUGGCAUAUUUCUCACAAUAUGGGUGAGAAGUGAAUUGAGGGAUCAUGUCCAGAACAUGAAAGUGUCUUGUGUUGGCCGAGGAUUGAUGGGUUACCUUGGAAAUAAGGGAUCAAUUUCAGUCAGUAUGUCUUUACACCAAACAACAUUCUGUUUCAUCUGUAGCCAUUUGACCUCAGGACAGAAGGAGGGUGAUGAGCUAAGAAGGAACUCUGAUGUCAUGGAGAUCCUUAGGAAGACAAGAUUUCCCCGAGUUCAUGGCUCUGGCAAUGAGAAGUCCCCAGAAACUAUCCUUGAGCAUGAUCGAAUUAUUUGGCUUGGGGAUUUGAAUUAUCGUAUUGCCCUCUCUUACCGCUCUGCCACAGCACUUGUGGAGAUGCAAAACUGGAGGGCAUUGUUAGAGAAUGACCAGUUACGUAGAGAGCAGAGACAUGGUCGUGUUUUUGUGGGGUGGAACGAAGGGAGGAUUUAUUUUCCACCAACUUACAAGUAUUCAACUAAUUCAGACAGAUAUGCAGGGGAUGAUAUGCAUCCAAAGGAGAAACGUAGAACACCUGCUUGGUGUGAUCGAAUUUUGUGGUAUGGAGAAGGUCUCCAGCAAUUAUCUUAUGUCCGUGGCGAAUCUAGAUUUUCGGAUCAUAGACCGGUUUAUGGCAUAUUUUGGGCCGAGGUUGAGUCAAGCCAUAGCCGGCUGAGGAAAAGCAUGAGUUGUUCUAGUUCCAAGAUUGAAGUGGAGGAGCUUCUGCCUAACUCACGUGGAUAUACUGAACUAAACUUUUUCUGAAGGAAAGAAGAAUAAUUAGGAUCUACAUUAAUCCGUGCUCAAAUCUUUGGUCUUGCCCACGAGAGAGAUUACCAUGGCCAAUAACCUGUUGAAGAAUAUCACUUGUUUCUGCAUAUCAAGUAUUCGCAUCCUCGGUCAAUCAGUUGCAGGCGGGAAUCACUUUGAAGAAAUUCAUCCUUGACUGGUGAUGGAGACAUUCCGUUGCCCACAAACCGAAAAAGCAGGUGUUAGUUCUGUAAUUCUCUCGCCAACACACUGUACCUUUGAUCAUCAUUUCUUGUUAGCUAACUACGUAACAGUCC